This is a messenger RNA of Octopus bimaculoides (California two-spot octopus), 2708 nucleotides long. Its product is annotated as glycogenin-1. Lineage: Eukaryota; Metazoa; Mollusca; Cephalopoda; Octopoda; Octopodidae. The record is from RefSeq and is a predicted model, not a curated record. Gene Ontology annotation, molecular function: glycosyltransferase activity.
UUUCUCUUCGAACCUGUUUGUUACUUGUCUCAUCACAUGAUCGGAAGUUACGUAUUUCUACGUUCUUUGCCCUUCUGGUCAAGGUCGGGUGUCUACUGCUGCUGUUGUUGCCUUGUAGACUGAGUUGAACAUGGCAGAAGGAGGUAAGGAGGCUUUUGUGACCUUAGCAACAAAUGAUACCUAUGUAUUGGGAUGUUUGGUCCUUGGAGAAUCCUUACGGAGAACCAAAACUCAAAGAAAGUUAGUUGUGCUCAUUACAAAAGGUGUAUCUGAGAGUCUCAGAAAAAAUCUUUAUGAUGUUUUUGAUGAAGUUUGUGAAGUUGACAUAAUUUCUAGUCAUGACUACAAAAAUCUUCAACUCCUUGGUAGGCCUGAUCUCAAUGUAACGUUCACAAAACUUUACUGUUGGAAAUUAACACAGUACUCGAAAUGUGUGUUUUUAGAUGCUGACACUUUGGUUCUUGAUAGUGUGGAUGAGCUUUUUGAAAAGGAGGAACUUUCUGCUGCUCCUGAUCCAGGAUGGCCUGAUUGUUUCAAUUCUGGUGUUUUUGUAAUGCAACCAAAUGAAGAAACAUAUAAGUCAUUGAUUCAGUUUGCUAAGACUGAAGGCUCGUUUGAUGGUGGUGACCAAGGAUUAUUGAAUUUAUUCUUUAAGGAUUGGGCUACAAAAGAUAUUAAGAAGCAUCUGCCAUUUGUUUAUAAUGUUGUUUCUCAAGCAUUUUACAGUUACUUACCAGCAUUUAAGCAGUUCAAGCAAAACGUAAAGAUUGUACAUUUUCUUGGCGCUAUCAAACCUUGGCAACACUGUUAUAAUGCUAAAACAAAGACAGUAACCCCACUGCCUAAUUCUGGUCAUGAUCCAGAUUUCCUCCAGCGAUGGUGGAACAUUUUCAUGGAGUCUGUUCAUCCUGUAAUUGAUCAUGGGAAAUCACAAGAAUUAAAGGAUUUUAAUUUGUCAACUGCCCCUCCCUCUUUUCUUCCUUCUUCUCCUUCUCCUCCCCCACUUUCUAGGAUUGCUCUUACUGGUCCAAUCAUUGGUGCAGAUUUAAGCUGUCAAGGACAAAGAGCAGCAAUGGAUGAAUUUGAAAAACGUAUGGCAUGGGAGCAUGGUGAGAUUGACUAUAUGGGGCAAGAUAGUUUUGAUAACAUCCAACGGAAACUUGAUUUGAAUUUAAAUCAAAAUCAGUCGGGCAGCAUGUGAAUGAUUUAUACUCAAGUCAAGUGAAAAAAAAGAAAAAAAGAAAAAAACGUUCAAAACUUGUUUUGAAUAAGCUACAUAUAUUGAAACUGCUCCAAAGCUAUUAAAUCAACUAACAAACUACUUGAACUGCUAUGCACUUCAUUACAUAUUUUUUUCUUACUUCUGUGUAAUGACCCAAUCUAUUAAUUUGACUGCUCCAUAUUGUGACUGACACAAUGUUACUUUGGCUUUUACAUUAUUUCCUUAAAAAUUUUGAGCAAUUUCCCUGCUUUGUCAUAAGAUAUAUUUAAAAAGUUUGUUAUUAAAUAACUUUGUAAGUAUCCUAGACUUGAGAUAUUAGUUUUUAAACUUUUACAUUAUUUUCCUUCUGGUUCAAAAGUCUUUUAUCUUUAAGUGAUAUAGAUUAAUUUUCAAGAAUCUGUUAUUAGAAUAGCAUUCUCUGUCCCCUUAGGUGCCUAAUUUUUCUGCAAGAUUUUAGUGCAUCAUACACAUUAUUCAUCAAUUGAGUUUCUGUACUUUUUACUCUGCCAUCUGAUGAAAAUUAUUUGCUAAUUUAUCUAAAGUUGCUUUCCAUUUUUGAAGAGAACAAUUGAAUUCUUCUUUCCUCUUAUUGGCUGUCUCUUGGUGCUGAUCAUUAAGAACAAUAACUCUGUAUAAUACAGCCACUUCACUAUAUAGGGUUGCAUUAAAUAUAUUAAACACCAGUUUUAUCCUAAAUGGUAGUUUAUAAAUUUAAGUGUUCAACUCAAUAGUCUGGUUGUAUCUAACUUCAAGCAGUUUCAUAGUACCUCAGAGGUUGACAGUAUUUUUUCUCCUUUAGAAAAUCAUUAACUUAGAAAAAUUGUUUUUGUUUGUGACUUUUGCAUUUGAGUUUUAACUCCUUAUUUUUAAUAAGGAAGACCAGACAUUGAUAAUUUUGACAAUUUCUUGUUCUGUCAUAAAAUCUGUGCUUCUGAAUUCCACUUAGAAGCUUGGGAUUAGUUUAGAGAAUUGGUAUAAGCUUUGUUGGUAAAUUGCUCGGUCUUGCCAUGUUCUGCUGUCAGUAACUGCAGCUCAUUAGCUGAGGUAAUAAUCACAGCAAUUUCAUUGUUUCAUCAAGAAAUGACAAUGUGACUGAUGGGAAGUGGCUGUCACAAUUAUUAGUGUCUCUCCAAUUAUGAUAUCCUGGAUAAAAUGGAAUGUGUCUGUAAUUUCAUUUGCAGUCCACGGUUGAGGUUAUAAGAAGCCAAACUAUUUAUUGCAUGCUGUCAAUUGUAAUGACAAGAUUGAUACUACAAUACUGUAAAGAUUUUAAGAAAUAAAAUCUAUAACUGUUUUCUCUUCUUGACAUCUGUACCAAAAUGGGUAAUUUUCAAGAUUGUGCUGGAUUCAUGGUAUGAUCACCUGAACAAAGCAUUAAAAGUUUGAUGUUUGAAUUAGCAUUUUAAGUGAUAUAUGUAUAUAAUAUGACUCUUUGAUAAUUUUGUGAUUGAAAUAGUCUUAAUUAAAUAAAAUAUAUUUGGCAGCA